AUGGUGCUCCCUCUGUCCCAGCUCUCUCGAUGCUAUUGCCGAGGCCUCCUACUCUCUUGGUCUCUGGCCCCCCAGGCUUCCCGGGGGUGCUGCUCCCAGACUCCCAGAACAAGCACUGAAGAGCAGACCAGCUCCUCAGACAGUGGAAAGAUGAGCUCACCUGCCAGGGGUGCUGGGCCCCAACGCACAGCUGAACUGGCCCAAGCUGAGGAGUUGCUGGAGCAGCAGCUGGAGCUGUACCAGGCACUGCUGGAAGGGCAAGAGGGGGCCUGGGAGGCCCAGGCCCUGGUGCUCAAGAUCCAGAAGUUGAAGGAACAGAUGAGACACCGAGAAAGCCAAGGGGGAGAUGGAUGCCUAAGUUUCCCAGCAGUUCCCAAUUCACCCACCAACGCUGGGAAUAAGGCACACCACAGUGCUCAAGUCCUUCAAUCAGGAACAUCACAGCCUCUCCCAGAACACUGA
This is a messenger RNA of Orycteropus afer afer, 462 nucleotides long. RefSeq names its product mitochondrial coiled-coil domain 1 (gene MCCD1). Lineage: Eukaryota; Metazoa; Chordata; Mammalia; Tubulidentata; Orycteropodidae. The transcript is spliced from 2 exons. Bases 1 to 462 code for a protein of 153 amino acids. The record is from RefSeq and is a predicted model, not a curated record.